AUGGCCGAAGCCGAAGCCGACGAGCCACGAGGCUCCUCCCUCCAGAACCUGCCUGCUGAGAUUCUGCACAUGAUUGUUGAGCACAUGGAAUAUGCCUCCGAUGUUCACGCACUUUCACAGACGUGCCGCCGACUCGCCGCGUUUGGAGAUAAGUGUCUCGUUUCCCACUUUGCUUCACAAUGCUCUCCACGAGGGCUUAACAGACUGAUAAAGAAUCGCAAUCUAACCGCCGUGCACACACUUGUUUCAAACCCCAACUUCUCCUUCCUACCGUAA
Messenger RNA from Penicillium cataractarum, 276 nucleotides. Its product is annotated as ankyrin. NCBI's taxonomy places the organism in Eukaryota, Fungi, Ascomycota, Eurotiomycetes, Eurotiales, Aspergillaceae. Bases 1 to 276 code for a protein of 91 amino acids. The transcript has a single exon. The record is from RefSeq and is a predicted model, not a curated record. Gene Ontology annotation, molecular function: protein binding.